This is a messenger RNA of Corylus avellana, 2248 nucleotides long. The record is from RefSeq and is a predicted model, not a curated record. NCBI's taxonomy places the organism in Eukaryota, Viridiplantae, Streptophyta, Magnoliopsida, Fagales, Betulaceae.
UAGAGAAUUCAUGAAACUUUUUGGUCUGAGUUUGUGUCAGAGAAAAACACAAGCAUGGAGGACACUCGCAAGCCUCCUCUCUCUGUCGACGCUGAUGAGAUUGAAUCAGUAUCUCGCCGGUAUUGUUUCAGAGGUAAUUGGGGCAACCGGAAAAGGAGAUCAACCCGACUUCCGAAGCCGGUGAAAACCAAGGCGUCGGGAUCCCAGAAGAACCCGAAAAGGAAGAGGGAGUCAAAUGAUAAUUCCAACAACACAAAAGAACGGAAACAUGAUAAUCAUGUGGCUCCAAUUCAAAUGAUUGAAAGGAAAUCUGUAACUGUUAAGAAGGGAGCUAAUCUGACUACUGCAGAGGGUGGUUUGAAUAAUAUGGAGAAGAGCAAAUGCAAAGUUGUUAGUACUGUUAGUAAAAUUGUGGGAAGAAAAGCAUUGGAUGAUGUCAGCAAUGUCCAGGGCAAAUCUUCAAGGAAAGUAGUGCAUGAUGGUCCCAAGCUAAUGAAGUACUCUUCGCCGGAGCUAAAAAAUGUGAACCAGGCAGCUACAAGUAUCCCGAAGGAAAAUGCUGGAAUUUCUGACAAGGGCAAAGAAAGGAGUGGAUAUUUAGCAAGCAAUGCUGGUAAGGAAGUAGCACCCCAGGUAAACAAUGGUAGGAACCAUCUUUGGAAGAAUCAAGUGAGUGAUGGCUUCAUCAUAAAGGAUCAAACUAACAUAGAGGCUCAUGCAUUGCCAAGAAAAUCUAUCAGGGUUACAGGUGAAGUCAAGAUUUGUUCCUUACAGCCAACACCAAUUGUGAAUACUACACUCCAGAAUACCCAGGCUCAAAGGACUUCAAAAUCCAAGAAUAUCUCAGAUCUUAACAAACAGAAAUCUGUUGCUGCAAUCUCAUCCAAGAACAAGGAGGAUGCUGUGGCAUCUUCUCUUCCUGAGAAUAUUGCAAUUGUGGUUCCACAUGAAGCUGCUCAAGGACAGCUGUCAUUUGAUGCUGAUGGCAAUCCAAGGACUGUAUCAGAUAUCAUUUCUGGGAGAAAUUUGGAUGGGAGGAGAUCUUAUACAUCUUCCUUGAUGUCACUAGAGAAAUGCGGUGAAGUAGUGAAGCUGGAAACGCUACCAUGUAUUGAUGAUAAUCGCAAUCAACUAGAAGUUACUGAAUAUGUUGAUGAGAUCUAUCAGUACUAUUGGGAUAAGGAGGCACAGAAUCUGUCUUUGACAAAUUACUUGUCGCUUCAGACAAACAUUACAGCUCAUAUGAGAGGUAGAUUGAUCAACUUUUUGUUGGAGGCACAGAAUCUGUCUUUGGCAAAUUACAAGUGGCUUCAGGCAAACGUUGCAGCUCAUAUGAGAGGUGGAUUGAUCAACUUUUUAAUGAAGGCACACUCCAAAUUUAGGUUAAUGGAAGAAACUCUGUAUCUCAUGGUGACAUUGUUAGACAGAUAUCUCUCACAAGCUAUGAUAAAAAAUAAUGAACUGUGGUUGGUUGGUCUUACAAUACUCUGGUUGGCAUCAAAAUAUGAGGAGCGCUUAGGGCAUCAUCUUAGGGUUGAGCAUUUAAUUAGUCACUCAUCUGGGUUUUACACAAGAGACCAAAUACUUGCAAUGGAGUGGCAUGUUCUUAAGCAAUUGAAUUUUCAUCUUAAUGUGGCUACCCCUUAUGUGUUUAUGUUACUGUUUCUCAAGGCUUCUCAGUCAGACACAAAGCUUGAACACCUGGCAUUCUACCUCAUUGAACUCUGCUUAGUUGAAUAUGAAGCUUUGAAGUUUAAGCCCUCAUUGCUCUGUGCAUCAGCUAUCUAUGUUGCAAGGUGUACCCUGCACCUUACUCCAGUUUGGACCCCUCUGCUUCGCAAACACACACACUGUGAAGAAUCACAGUUGAGAGAUUGUGCAGAGAUGAUCUUAAGAUUCCAUAAAACUGCUGGAACAGGACACUUGAGAUUGACAUACCAAAAGUACAUGAUGCCUGUUCUUAGUGGCAUUGCAGCAGUAACAGCUUUAGAUAGGCUUCCUCUUUGAUUUGACACGUGUGGAUAACCUCUCUCUGUAAUUAGAUCAUCAAAACUAAUGAUACUCUGCAUGAGAUUUUCACUUCUAUUUGGAUCUUUUGUACAAUAUUCUGAAAGUUGAGUUGACCACGCCAGUCAUCAGCCGACUAGAGGUAUGAUAAUAGAACAAAUGUCUAACUAGGAUGGAUUGGUAUCUAGUGCCACUGUUAAAGUAUAAUCGUGAGUAAUAUUUCCUAAGGUUAUGUAUAUAA